This is a messenger RNA of Cuscuta europaea, 1122 nucleotides long. The record is from the annotation of a GenBank genome assembly. NCBI's taxonomy places the organism in Eukaryota, Viridiplantae, Streptophyta, Magnoliopsida, Solanales, Convolvulaceae.
CAGGUAAUAACAUGGACGUCGGUUCCCUCUUCACUCUGAAGAACGCGAAAGGGAGGAAGAAGGCCCCGGCGGGCACUUCUGCCAGGGAGGGACCCUCCCAAACUGCUGCCGCCGCUGCUGGCGCCGGAGGGUCCAAGGGUGUCGGGCCCGUGAAAAAGAAGAACGCCGGCAAGGGGACCGAGCCCCCGGCCAAGAAGCCAAAGACUAACGCCCCUGCCAAACAGCCGAUCACCGAUGUGGUGGUGAUCGUUGACGAAGGACACGCCUCUGCCUCCACCCCCCAGGAACAAAUCAAUCAGGAGUUCUUUGGGCGGGAGAAGUUGGAGGCGUUAGUACCGAAGGGAGCCUCCGUGUUGGAGGGCAGUCUGAACCCUUCGGCUCUGAUGAGCCAGAUGCUGCCGUCGGCCGACCGACUAGCCCUUGCCCGGUUGGACGAGGGAUCCCUCGAGGCGAAGGUCCUCCUGAAUGCUGCCUCCAGCUUUAUGGGCCUCUGCGAGCAUCUCCGGAGGGUGGAUCAAAUGAGGGAGGCCAAGGGUAUAGCCGAGGGGGAGGCCGCCCUCCUCAAAAAGAAGCUUGCCGAAGCCGAGGACUCUCUCCGUCUGGCCACCGACGGCAUGGAGCAGAGGGUGCAGGCUGCAAGGGCCGAAGGGGUUAAUGAGGGGCUGGCCAGGGCCGGGGAGGCCGCUGCCGAGGCCGCCCGCAUUGCUGCUAAUGAAGCCCGCGCGGCUCAAGAAGAGGCCGUCUCCAAGGCCCGAGAGGAUGCGGUGACCAGCUUCACAGCCGAGGGGUGGAAGGCCGAAGACCGGAGAGAGUGGCUUGCUUCGGUGGUGGGGGCUUCAGUGGACGAGUGGGUCGGAGGCCCCGGAAAGAUGUGGCUUGCUGAGAGGGGCGACUCGUACUACCAAGACGGGGAGUUCUUCACCCAACGCCUUAUCUACCGGAAGCUUGCGAAGCACUUUCAGGUGGCACCGGAGGAGUUCCGUCCAGAGGCUUAUGGCCUCCCCCCUCGCCAGCCAGACAUCAGGAUCCCGCUCCCCGAGGGGGAAGAGAGGCCAGUUCUUGAAGACUCGGAGACCCUCCGGGAGUGCGGCCUUGGGGGUGAAGAGGAUGAAACCGAGAGCG